Molecule: messenger RNA, 961 nt
Organism: Drosophila sechellia
Lineage: Eukaryota; Metazoa; Arthropoda; Insecta; Diptera; Drosophilidae
Exons: 2
Coding region: 99-401 (100 amino acids)
Source: RefSeq, a predicted model, not a curated record
CCAGUUGCGAUCAGAUCGUCCGAAGGAAAUAUCACGUCGUCGGGUACUUAGCGAAUUGGCCGCGUGGAGUGGUUAAAGUGUUAGUGGAGCAACAAAAAAUGGCUAAGAAAAUGUUCAGCAAUAUAUUGGUGGUGACUCUACUUGUACUCAGUACGGAUGUCGAAGCACGACCCUCCUCCACGGGUGGUGAGGCGAACGUGGAUCCCAGCGAAUACCACGGCAAUCUGUCGGUGGAAACGGUGCUGAAAGUGCAGCAGUGCGAGAAGGACACCAACACGAUGGAGCUGUGCAUGCGAUGCGCCAAGGUGACCAAGUCGGAGUUCGUCUAUCCCAUGUGCUGCGGCAACGAAGAUGGCAUCAAGGACUGGUGCAGGGAGUACGUGUACUUCGGCAACGAGUAGAUCCGGAAUGGAGGGCAGGAGGCGAUGAAGGCUGUGUAAAUUGGUUCGCGCUCCUGCAUGGGAUUGGCUGUGAUAAACCCACUGUAUUUAUUUAAAUUAUAUUUAGGAAUAAACAAGGCUAAAUUAGCGUAUUUGCGGUCUUUACCCUUUCCCACUAAAAAACACUCCUCAUUUCAUUUUGUACGUUCUUUUAUUUAUUUCUCUUCAUUUUUUUGCCGAAUUUUGUUUGUAAAUUCAUUUUUUGCAUUUUUAGAAAACUUUAUAAUAAUUAAACUUUUUUAAUCGGAUACGGAUAUCAAUAAGUGAUUUCGAAAAUGUUUAAUUGGCAAACGAAUGCAUAAAUAAUAAUCAUCGCGCAUUCAAAUCAAUCAAAUAUUUAAGCUUAUAUAACUGCUGCCUUCGUUUGUUUAAAUAAUAAGGUAAAAAACUAUAAGCGAAAAUAAGGAUGCACAUCCGUUCAAACUUUAGCCCGAAAGAAACUCGUCCUCGAGCGACGGAGACGUGGAACUCGCACUACACGAUAUAUAUAUAAAUGUAUAUAACAAACAAGGUACAACCUA